Messenger RNA from Anarrhichthys ocellatus (wolf-eel), 3776 nucleotides. RefSeq names its product QKI, KH domain containing, RNA binding 2 (gene qki2). Gene Ontology annotation, cellular component: nucleus. The coding region runs from base 469 to 1518 and encodes 349 amino acids. NCBI's taxonomy places the organism in Eukaryota, Metazoa, Chordata, Actinopteri, Perciformes, Anarhichadidae. Gene Ontology annotation, biological process: regulation of mRNA splicing, via spliceosome. The transcript is spliced from 9 exons. The record is from RefSeq and is a predicted model, not a curated record. Gene Ontology annotation, molecular function: mRNA binding.
CUUGACAUCCCACUCGUGCUGCUGCUGUACUGUAAUCAUAUGAUAGGGAGUCGAUACCCGCUGCAGAAUACCGACACACCGGGCGGACACUAGCGGAGCAGCCGGGGCCAGUUGAUGGGCGAUUGUUUAUUUUAGUGCGUGGAGUCCUUUGAAGUGUCGCCUGAAGUCUCAAAAAAGAGCCAAACUCCACUCCAAAAAGGAACUUUUUCAAACUCUGGAGAGAGUUGGACACAGGGGGGGAAGAAAAGAAGGGCACGCAGACGAAACGUUAACCGAAGGACAGUCGGUUUAACCGGAGCUGAUAUUUGAAUUUGAUCAGCUAACAGAGAGGCCGGUGGAAACCCCUGGGGUCCUCGCAUCGCUUGUGUCGGAGCGCGCGUGUGCGUGUGUGUGUGUGUUUUGGGUGAAUUUCCCCACAAGUUUCUCCACUAACGUCAGCUAGGUCACUUUAUUGUAUAAGCUAAAGCCAUGGUCGGAGAGACAGAGGUGAAGGAGAGACCCAAGUCCAACCCGGACUACCUGAUGCAGCUGAUGAACGACAGGAAGGUGAUGAGCUCCCUGCCCAACUUCAGCGGCAUCUUUACGCAUCUGGAGCGGCUGCUGGAUGAAGAAAUCGGCAGGGUACGCAAGGACAUGUACAACGACACAGUGAACGGUGGCAUGUUCAACGGGCGGGACAUGGAGGAGCUUCCCGAAGCUGUCGGCCCCGUCGCUCAGCUGCAGGAGAAGCUCUACGUGCCUGUCAAAGAGUACCCCGACUUUAACUUUGUAGGGAGGAUCCUGGGCCCACGUGGACUGACGGCCAAACAACUGGAGGCAGAGACCGGAUGCAAGAUUAUGGUGCGAGGAAAGGGCUCCAUGAGAGACAAGAAGAAGGAGGAGAUGAACCGAGGGAAGCCCAACUGGGAGCACCUCAGCGAGGACCUCCAUGUCCUGAUCACAGUGGAGGACACACACAACCGGGCCAAAAUCAAACUCCAGCGGGCCAUCAACGAGGUCAAGAAACUUCUCGUACCAGCUGCUGAGGGGGAGGACAACCUGAAGAAAAUGCAGUUGAUGGAGCUGGCCAUUCUCAAUGGGACCUACAGAGAUGCCAAUGUCAAGACGCUCACCGCCGGCUUCCCACUCGGGACACCUCAGGCGCCUCGGCUCAUCACAGGCCCGACGCCCAUCCUGCCUCCUUCCCUGCGCAACGCCGCCCCCGUCAACACGCAGACCAUCAUGCCUCUGAUUCGUCAGAUCCAGAGCUCCGCCCUCAUGCAGGGAGGCAAUCCGCACCAGACGCUGAUGCAGCAAGGGCCUGAAUCUGGAAUCAUCUACACGCCCUACGAGUAUCCGUACACACUCACGCCCUCCAUAUUGGAAUACCCGAUUGACUCAACUGGAGUUUUAGUCCCUUCUUCCUGUGUUUUUGCAGCAGGUGCCAUGACCACUAAGGUACGACGCUACGACAAGAGAAUCCAUCCUUACCAAAGGGUAGUGACCCCAGACAGAGCUGCCACGGCAACUAACCCAUGACCCCUUGACCUUCUGACCUUUCCGCCCACUGAUGACCCGCCCAUCUCUGCCCGCUGGCGUGCUCAUUGGCCCGCGGCCCCCGUCACUCCCCCAGCUCAGCCAACCAGACCAGCACAUUGGGAACAUCCCGGCUGCUUCUGUCUAACCAGCCAACCAGACGACAGCGAUCAUGGGAAUAGACCUCAGGACCCCGCCCAUCACCAAGUCCUAACCUAAACUUUACCAAACGUGCCUUCCACUCCAAAAGCCCAACGCCAGUCUGAGCAUGUUUUACAACCAGUUCAAAUCCCCAAUCUGUAACAGCUGUUGCAUAACCAGUAGACUUAACUGGGGCCAGGCCCGAAACUGGUGAAGAGCUCCUAAACCAAUCCCUGGCUGUGCCCAGCUGUCAAUCUGAGCUGCCCUACCCUCAGUCCAUGUGAUGCAAUAAUAAUGACUCUAUUAAUAACAUGGUAACUAUACUGAUGAUAAUGGUACUUAUCCAGCGCAGAAACCCUCCAUAAACACUAAAACUAAAUGAGAUAUGUUGAUAUUUUGAAACAUCUUUCCUCUUCGGGCACCUCUUACUUCACUUUUCUGCACACUCUUUCAGGGGAACGGCCAUUUUCAGGGCCGACCAUUUCAAUUAAUUUAUACGUCAAAGUUGGUGUUGUGAUAACGACAUAUUAACACAUUUUCCCUUCACUUGUAACACCAACAAGUGGUUCCAGUGAUGUGUUUAAAAUGUCACUCGUGUUUCAAAGAGUGUGUUAUUUUGUGAAUCUUUUCCGAGAUUUCCAAUUCUCCCGUUCACACGUUGGAACAAGGAAAACAAAACAACACAAAAGUGAAAGCAACAGGUGCUCGGUAAGGAAACGAGAACAAACUGGAAUCCAAAAUGCCAAAGUAUCUUUUGAGUUUUUCUUAAUAAGUAAAGUUUCCCAAUACGGAGUCAACAUAUGCAGUGUAAAUGCCAAGUCUGUACGGUGCAGAUCCGCACACACAGAAGGAAGGUUGCACUUCCUUUGUCUAAAUCGAGAGGACUUACACAACGAUGCCUUUGCCUUUUUCACACUACAGUAUUGUAUGAGCUUGAACAACAGUGCCUUUAUUUAUUUGAGAGCAAUGGAACAAUGUUGCACCUAAAUCUUUUGCUACCACAUCGUGGGUUUGUGCCCAGCAUGAAAUUAUGUCCUUUUGGGUUUAUGCAGAUUAAUUGUAAUCGUCUGCAUUUGAUGUCUUUACACCCAUAACUCUUCUCAAUUCAGAUUUUAGUGCCAAAAAAGUUGAAAAAAAGUGGGUCAUUUGAAUUGGAAGUGCUGCGCAGUAUUGAAGCUACCGUGUCUGAAAUGUAUAUGUGAGGUUCGGAUACCUCGAGAGAACAGUGUUAUAUUUUAUCAAUUUUUUGUGUUUGAUUGUUUUGUUGGAGAUGAAGUCGUCCAUAUCUUUAUUUCUGCCUGAGUAUCCUCCUAUUCAGAAGGUGUGGUACAGUUACACACACACACAUACACACAAACCAGCUGAUGCCUUGACUUAAGAAAAAAAGAAGAAAAAAAUCAUGGAGCCGUAACAUCUGUAACAAGUUUAUAAUGUAUUUUUAUAUUCUAUUUUGUACCUGAAAAUAACAUUAAAUGACCUUUUCAGAUAAGAACAUUAUGCCUUAUUACGGAGAGUAAUUGGAUGAAUAUAACUAUCCUUGGUGUGUCAUUAGUAAUCAAUGUCCUGAUAUACUGGAGUCUCUGAUGUCCUCUGUAUUAACUUGAGCCUUUGACAUCAACAUUGCUUGCCCUCUGUGCCUUUUGUAUACUAUGAGUGUGACAAUUAACAGUGUAGUACAACAUUAAUAUACUCUUCAGUGCCACGGUUACUAACUGUUACCACUUCUGUGAUUAUUAACCUCUUUAAUGGUAUCUGUCUCUGCUUUGGAUUCCUUUUAAAAAAACAACAAAUUACAUGUUUGUCUAAAAGAAAUGAAAAAGAAAGAUAUGUGUUGAACCAUGAACGUUUAACUUUUCAAGUGAGCAGGAAUAACUCUUUGUACACUAUUAAACUCAUAGUUGUAAAACUAACAAACUUUGUUGCUUUUUCUCUGUAGCACUUAAUUAUGCAAAUCAGCUUCCUUUCUGCAUACUAAUCACCAAACACGCCUAAGAUACCGAAGGGGGAAAGAAACCCAAGGAAAGGGCCAAAACAUGUUUUUUUCCCACUUCUCCUUUUCUGCGCUCUGUCUCUUGUUCUCCAUACUCCCGCUAUUUAAGUAGACAUUACACACAGUGAUG